Molecule: messenger RNA, 444 nt
Organism: Dovyalis caffra
Lineage: Eukaryota; Viridiplantae; Streptophyta; Magnoliopsida; Malpighiales; Salicaceae
Source: the annotation of a GenBank genome assembly
AUGGACGCCGAUCUAUCUACGUCAUUGACCAAAGGUUCAAAAGCUAUUUUAGCAUGGACAGUGAAAAACAUUUCGAACGGUGAUGUAUGUAAAUUAGUAAAAGAAUCAUCGACUGAUUGUGUUUUCGCACCAGAUGUGGAAGCAACUACAACAUUUGAAGAGCAGCUUGCACAAAGUGGUUAUGUGGGAAGCAAAUUCGAUGAGGAAAAUCCAAUUUAUGUAAGAUCAAAUGCAGAAGUAGUGGAGCAAGAAGCUCCUUUUGAUCAUAAGGAUGAAGAAAACAGGAUGGUGGGGUCCAAGUUUCUAUUGGCCAAGAUAGAGGUGCUAGAAUUGGUUAUAAAUGAAUUCGAUAAAGAGGACCCCCUGCGUCUAGAAAGGAAAGGAUGCCUAUUCAAAGUAGGAAGCGACAUGCUUUGGCCAGCUGCAAGAGCUAAAGCACUGUAA